UUGGCGGCAACGUGACGUCCAUCACCCAAGGCGGCAAACACAUCGAGCUGAACGGGACGGCCGAGCACAACAUCAACUCCGUCUGCAUCACGCUGAUUGGCUCGCACGCCGGCCUUGACCCCCCGACCGCACUGAUGGUCGUGUACGUGCUGCCGGUGGGCACGCGGGAAAUCUCACGUGACCGGCGAGCCACAGAAAUCUGGCACGUGAGCUCCGUGCCGCAGACCUCCAACAUCCGGAACCUGCUCCAGCCGUUCGAGCCGUACCACCACCAGUGGGGGGACGACUCCCUGUCCGCCUCCACCAAACACUCCUCCAGCCCCGCCCUGACGGUGCACUACGCUAAAGGAUCUUAUACCAAGACGCCAGUCAGAGGCGGUGGAUUUUUUUCCACCCCCACGAAUUUACCAGACGGCCUGACGUCACUGAUCCUCAAGUAUGACGUGUAUUUUGAAAAUUUCGGCUUCGGCAUUGGCGGAAAACUUCCGGGUCUUUUUGGCGGCGUCCGCGGCGAGGGGGCGUUGUGCUCGGGGGGUAACAACCCCUCGACGUGUUUUUCUCUCAGGUUGAUGUGGCGCGCUAACGGCGACGCGGAAGUCUACGCGUACAUCCCAGACAACCAAGCCAGCGACUUCGAGCACCGGUCUGACGUGCAUGUCAACUACCAGUACGGUCACUCUCUCAUGAGGGGGGCGCUCAAAUUUAGGAACAACCAAUGGCAGACGGUGACCGAGGAGGUGCACCUCAACACCCCCCACCAGUUCGACGGACGGGUCAAGCUCUGCGUGCAGCACCAGGGGGAGGCCCAGCAGUGCCACGAGGUCGCGCGCCUCAACAUCCGCAACGACCCCAACUUCUACCUGCGCGGUUUCUUCUUCUCCACCUUCUUCGGGGGCAGCACGCCGGACUUCGCCGCGCCCAACGACUGCCACACCUACUUCAAGGCCAUCAGCCUGUCCCACGCCCACCGGCACGGUGGUUGGAUGAACGGAGUCACGUGGUUAUAUUGACGUUUUGUUUAAAAGAAGAAAAAAAAGCGAAGCAUAAAAUUGUAAUGAAUGAAAUUAAUAAAAAUUCCCUUUAAAACAAUGUAUUACUAUUAAACAGAAUGUAUACACCUUACUAAUAAAGUUGAAA
Molecule: messenger RNA, 1137 nt
Organism: Physella acuta
Lineage: Eukaryota; Metazoa; Mollusca; Gastropoda; Physidae
Source: RefSeq, a predicted model, not a curated record